Messenger RNA from Mercenaria mercenaria, 1591 nucleotides. RefSeq lists its product as uncharacterized. The coding region runs from base 137 to 673 and encodes 178 amino acids. The record is from RefSeq and is a predicted model, not a curated record. Lineage: Eukaryota; Metazoa; Mollusca; Bivalvia; Venerida; Veneridae. The transcript has 4 exons.
CAAAGAUUCCCUUGGCAUUUCUGAAUGAAUAAAGAAAAACAAAGCGGAUAUUUGCGGUGGCAACUUAUAGUAUAUAAACUAAAAAGCUAAACGAAUUGACCAUUCACAUUUUCGAAACUGCUUCACCUGAAAAAUCAUGAACGUCGCAUUUGUUGUAGUAUUGUUGUUGAUCUGGUCUGAGUCCACAGAAGCUUCGUUUGGCGGUGAUGGAGGAAGUAAGAGUGGCAGAGGAAACAACGGACGGAAGAAGCGACAAACUUCAGUUGACGUAGGUGUAGAAGCGACUAAAAAUGGUGGUAGAGCUUCUGCCGGUGUGAGUCACAAAGGGAACGGCUGGAGUGCAGGUGUAAAAGGAACAAUAGAUUCUGAUGGAAACUGGGGAGCACGGGCUGGUUUUUCUAUAAGUUUUGGCAAGAGAAGUGUUCACUGGAAUGGGCGUCACUAUAUUGUACGUGUACAUGCUGAUCAGUGUGAUUUCCAUGUAUAUGAUGGUAACAAAGACGGCACGAUAGUUAAGAAUGAAAUACAUGCCAUAUUUGAAGACCACACAAAAGCCGAAGAAUUAUUCGAUGCUUUGGAUAUAACAACAGGUGAUGGGCGGAUUGAAGAGGACGAAUUUUAUUUCAUGUCACGUGUUGUUAUAGAUGGAUGUGAUUCAAUGGAUAAAUUGUAAAUGUACAAACAGUUCCGUUUUAUAUGUUUUGCCUUGAUUAAAUGACAGUUUAACUCUCUUAGAUGCCGUUCACACUGUACACGUCUGCUCACAGAUUUUGACAUGUAGAAUGCAGAAAAUGUUUGUGUUCUUUUUCAGUUUUAUAUCUGUUCUAUAUAAUUAUAUCUUUUGUCUGGAACAAGGCUGCGCGAAUUCUCGAACAGCCAGUAACUCUAUAUCACAUUUUUUCAGUGACUUGUUACUGUGUAUGCCAGUCACAUACGCAUACACAUGCUGAAUUAUGAAGCUCCCUAUUCUUGCAAACACUAUGUUGACGGGCUGACUGAAACAAGCACAUGAAUAAUAUAUUUUCUAUUAAGUCGAAGAAAAAUAUCUUGUUUACAUUUUUGUUAAUGACACACCCAAAGUUGCCAGUUACUGGCCGGUCAGUGCACUUAUGUGCACCAAACAGUGGGGUUUGGCAUGCCUUCACCUUGUAAGUCAGAUAGGUCAAACAGCAUUUUUAGCACUCAGAAUAGCUUUUUUUUUUAAAUGAUACUACUUAAUGUUAUUUUGUCCCGAGACUGUGUUCAUGCCCAGAAAUGAUGCUGAAUAUUGAGAAGAUAUACGUGCAUUUCUGUAAUAGUGGAAGAAGACAAGGGCAAACACUUUUAAAAUACACACCCGUGAAACUUAUAAUGUAUAAUUACAUUGAUCACCAGAAAUAAUGCUACAGAUAUUUAUAUAAUGUUACUAUAUUUAGUUCAGUCUGAAUAAUAUUUCAAUAAUUUAUGAAAUUGUGAAAUUACUUAUUGAACCUUGCACAUCCUGUUUCUCAACCAUUAUUACUUGUACAGUGUAAACAGAUGCAAGAUAAUAUUUGUUCAUUUUGUUAAAAUAAACAACGAUGGCAAAAGCAAUCAAACUUUGCUGUAUUUC